GUAAACGGAAGAAGCACCCACAGAGAGAGAGCGAAUUCCAGGGACUCGAUCUGUGCAGUGCUCUCCGAUCUUCGCUUAGUCCGGUUCGCCGAUUCACCAUCCGGAACUCUCAAGGAUUGAUAGUCGUAGGGUUUUUGGUGGUGGAGGACUCUGGAGUGCUUUUGGUGGGUUUUCUAUUUCGUGAUGCUGGAUAUUGAAGUUUGAUGCUUGUUUGUGCUUGUUAUUGGAAGAAAAAAGUGGAUUUCGUCUAACUCGAUAAGAUUAUAUUUUAUUUAUAUUACUGCUAAAUAGUGAACCUGAUUCUUGAAGUAGAAGGUGCAUGGACCACCAUCCAGUUCUCUAGGUUGUGCCAGUAUACCUACACAUGGUUUUGAGGUUGUGCCAAUCAAUAAUUUGAAGGUUGAUACAGUGGCUUCCAUUAUCUGGCAAUUUCACAUUCUGACAGAUGCUUUGGUUUAUUUAUCAAGUUUUAUGUGGCGAUCUGAGACCUUGGUUGUCUAAAAGGGAAAUGCAUUUGAGGAAAUAAUUUUUAUUAGAUUAAGUAUCCCCUGUACGGGGAUGCAUCCAACAUAUAUACAUGAAUAUAUCUGUUACAGCUUUCUAUUAAUAGCUGCAAUAGUGCCAUCACUUGUCCUUUCUUCACAAAGACCUGUCUCUUUGGCUUUUGUCCCUUAUGUUGUGCCUGAGAACUUGACCAUUUCUGGCUUGAGCUACAACAGAUACAAAAGUUUGGCAGCUUUUACCCUCUGGCGCAAUGUUUCCUCUUGUGAGGUUGACUUGAAUGGUGUGGGUUCCUUGAACAAAGUAUGCCUGCUAAACACAAGCAUAACAUUGAACAAUGAUCUGCAUAUUUCUGGAACGGGUGACCUAGUGAUCUCUCCACAUGUUUCAAUCUCUUGUCGUAUACCUGAUUGUCUAGUGACUAUCAAUAUGUUUGGCAGUGUUAUUCUUGGAGAAGAUUCAUCCAUCAUUGCAGGUUCUGUAAUUGUUAAUGCCUCUAACUUAAGCAUAGGUGAUCAUGCCAGUAUAAGUACCAGCUCCUUGGGUGGACAGCCUCCUUCGCAGACUAGUGGCACACCACUUGGCUUGGAUGGAGCAGGUGGUGGCCAUGGUGGUAGGGGUGCUUUCUGUCUUAAAGGUAACAAAAAGAAGCAGGAAGAUGUCUGGGGAGGAGACGUAUAUGGCUGGUCCACUCUUUCUGAGCCAUGGAAUUAUGGAAGUAAAGGUGGUACAACUUCUAGUGAACGACAACUGGGAGGAAACGGCGGAGGUAGAAUCCUAAUAAGGGUGAAGGAUCUUCUAUACCUAAAUGGGACUUUCACUGCUGAAGGUGGUGGAGGAGGAAUGGUGGGUGGUGGUGGUUCAGGGGGCAGUAUCAUUGUACACUCUCUAAGACUGAAAGGAAAUGGUGCCAUUAGUGCUGCUGGUGGCACAGGUUGGGGAGGUGGUGGUGGUGGAAGAAUAUCUUUGGACUGCUACAGCAUUCAAGAAGAUGUGAAGAUCAGUGCUCAUGGUGGUAAAAGCCUUGGCUGCCCUGAAAAUGCUGGAGCUGCAGGCACUAUAUUCGAUUCAAAACUAUUGAGUCUCAGAGUAAGCAAUAACAAUGUCUCAACUCAGACAGAAACACCUCUGCUGGAUUUUCCAACUAGCCCUAUAUGGUCCAAUGUCUUUGUAGAAAGCCGUGCAAAGGUUGUUGUUCCUUUGCGUUGGACAAGGGUGCAGGUGAGGGGCCAAAUAAGGCUUCUUAAUGAAGGCUGCUUGAGUUUCGGGUUAGCUGAUUAUCCAUUUUCAGAGUUCGAGCUGGUUGCUGAAGAGUUACUAUUGAGUGACUCCUCUAUAAAGGUGUAUGGAGCAUUCCGUGUGUCUAUAAAGAUGCUACUUAUGUGGAAUUCACAAAUUCAAAUUGAUGGUGGCGGAGAUGCUGCAGUUGCUGUUUCUGUGCUUGAAGUUAGGAAUCUUAUUGUCCUCAGGGAAAACUCUGUAAUCAGUUCGAGUGCAAACCUAGGAGUAUAUGGACAAGGCCUUCUCAAAUUGUCUGGGCAUGGUGAUGCAAUUAAAAGCCAACAGCUUUUCUUGUAUCUUUUUUACAACAUAGAUGUUGGGCCAGGUUCCUCGUUACGAGCACCAUCAAAUAACCAAAAUGGAAGCACUUUGGCUGUAAAAUCAUAUUGUGAAAGUCAAUCCUGCCCUGCAGAGCUCGUCUCUCCUCCAGAAGAUUGCCAUGUGAACACCUCUUUGUCUUUCACUCUCCAAAUUUGCCGUGUGGAAGACCUUACUAUUAGUGGCCUUGUCAUCGGUAGUAUCAUACACAUCCACAGGGCAAGGACUGUUGUCGUUAAUACGGGGGGUGUGAUAAGUGCAUCAGGGUUAGGUUGCAUAGAUGGAAUUGGAAAAGGGAAAUAUGGAAAAUAUGGAGCUGGAAGUGGUGCAGGACAUGGUGGUCGAGGGGGUGCAGGAUUUUAUGAUGGAAAACUAACUGAAGGUGGUAAAAAAUAUGGUGAUGCUAAUCUGCCUUGUGAACUUGGAAGUGGCAAUGGAGAUCCUACCAAACUUGAUGGUUACGUUGCUGGAGGAGGGUUGAUUGUGAUGGGCUCUACCCAAUGGCCAUUGUCAAAAUUGGACAUUUAUGGAUCCAUGGAUGCAAAUGGGGAGAGUGUUGUACCUUUGAGAAAUCAAAAUUAUACAACAAUUGGUGGGCUUGGUGGUGGCUCUGGUGGGUCAAUUCUUUUGUUUCUUCAGAUGCUUGUGCUUGGGAACAAGUCAACGCUAUCAAUAUCUGGUGGAAAAGGUGGCCUUUUUGGCUGCGGCGGUGGUGGUGGAGGAAGAAUUCAUUUCGAUUGGUCGAAUAUAGCAACUGGUGAUGAAUAUGUUCCAAUUGCUGUUGUAAAUAGCACCAUCAACUUGAGAGGUGGCUUUGGUAGUAAUGAUGGCCUUUCUGGUGAGGAUGGAACAAUCACAGGGAACAAGUGUCCAAAAGGGCUUUACGGCACAUUCUGCAAUGAGUGUCCAGUUGGCACAUAUAAAGAUGUAGAUGGCUCAGAACCUUCAUUAUGCUCUCCGUGCGCCCUCGAUUCUCUUCCCAAUCGUGCAGUUUUUGUAUAUGUAAGAGGUGGUGUUUCUCAACCUUCUUGCCCGUACAAAUGUCUUUCAGACAAAUAUAGGAUGCCAAACUGCUAUACACCACUUGAAGAGCUUGUGCAUAAAUUUGGAGGGCCAUGGUUCUUUGGACUUAUUCUGACAUUCAGUUUAGUGCUCUUAGCAUUGCUGUUGAAUGCUAUCAGGAUUAAGUUUGUGGCAUCUGGAAGUUCUUAUGGACACAUGAAGUGUAAUGAAUCUCGCGUUCAUCACUCAUUCCCGCAUCUCUUGUCUCUAAUAGAGGUGCAUGAUACCCGCAGAAAUGAAGAAACACAAAGCCAUGUACACAGAAUGUACUUCAUGGGUCCAAAUACCUUUAGAGAACCAUGGCACCUUCCUCAUUCUCCACCUGAUGCUAUUGUUGAGAUUGUGUAUGAGGAUGCCUUCAACAGAUUCAUUGAUGAUAUCAACUCUAUUGCUGCAUAUGAGUGGUGGGAGGGUUCAGUGCAUAGUAUUCUUUCUAUGCUUGCUUACCCUUGUGCUUGGUCGUGGAAACAGUGGCGUCGGAGAAAGAAGAUUCAUCGCUUGCAGGAAUAUGUCAAAUCAGAAUAUGAUCAUUCUUGUCUCCGUUCUUGUCGUUCACGUGCUCUUUACAAAGGGAUGAAGGUAGGCUCUACCCCGGAUCUUAUAGUUGCUUAUAUUGAUUUUUUCCUUGGUGGGGAUGAGAAGCGAUUGGAUAUACAUUCAGGAAACCUGCAUAGGUUUCCCUUCUGUAUUAUGCUUGGCGGUGAUGGAAGUUAUAUGUCUCCUUACAACCUUCACAGUGACAUGCUGUUAACGAGGAUUGUAAGCCAGUAUAUUCCUUCAAAAAUCUGGGAUCGGCUAGUUGAUGGAAUCAAUGCCCAACUAAGAACUGUGAGACAGGCACGUGUGCGUUCCACAUUAAUGCCUGUUAUUGACUGGAUCAAUAUUCUUGCAAAUCCACAACUGCAAUUGUAUGCCAUUAGAGCUGAGCUGGGAUGGUUCCAGGCCACAGCUUCUGGUUAUUAUCAGUUAGGGCUUCUAAUAACAAUUGGGAAUUCAUUGCUCCAAAAUAACAGCCUGAGCGUUCCCAAAAGAACAAGCAGAGGCAGUUUAAAUCAAACGAGUAAAAGUCCUACAGUUCCCUGCAACAGUAGUGACCAAAUGCAGCAGAAUCAGCAGCUUGCUAAUCAUUUUUUAUCACGGAAGAGAAUAAGUGGAGGAGUAAGUGGAGGGUUACUGAAUAGUGUCACAGUACAAUCUCUGGACUAUAAAAGAGGCUUCUUGUUCCCAUUUUCUCUUCUACUCCAAAAUACCAAGCCCAUUGACUGCCAGGAUACAGUGCUGCUAGUUAUAACGAUUUUACUUCUUGGGGACUUCACCUUAACCCUUCUUAUGCUGCUUCAAUUUUACUGGAUUUCUCUGGGCACCUUCCUUUCAGUCUUGCUUAUCCUUCCACUUUCCUUGCUAUCUUCAUUCCCAGCCGGUUUGAGUGCACUUUUCAGUCAAAUGCCUCAGAGAUCUUCUUCUCUUGCACGGGUUUAUGCUUUAUGGAAUGCUACUUCUCUUUCCAACAUCUUCGUAUCUUUCAGUUGCGGCCUUGUUUAUUACGGUUUCCUACAACAAUCUUCUCAAACUACAAGUGCUCAGACAUUUGGAAGAAAUAGGGAGGGUGAUGGGUGGUGGGUCUUGCCCGUUGUUCUUUUUCUCUUGAAAUGCACUCAAGCACGGUUUGUGGACUGGCACAUUGCAAAUCUGGAGGUUCAAGAUCGAUCUUUGUUUUUCGUAGAACCGGAGAAGUUUUGGAAUCUCUGAUAUCUGUCGGUAGUGUAACCUCGACAUGGACAGGUGUGCGAGUUUGGAUGCCUUCUGUCUGUGCUUUUUAUAUACAUAUUGCAUUCUUGAAUGUAAAUAUCCGUUUUAAAUGUAAAUUAUGAUUUGUUUUUUUGACCUCGAGGUUUUUGCAACCCCAAAUGUAAAAAAUACAAUGUGAAGUUGUUUGUGUUCAUAGUCA
Messenger RNA from Nymphaea colorata (pocket water lily), 5110 nucleotides. RefSeq lists its product as uncharacterized. NCBI's taxonomy places the organism in Eukaryota, Viridiplantae, Streptophyta, Magnoliopsida, Nymphaeales, Nymphaeaceae. The transcript has 23 exons. The record is from RefSeq and is a predicted model, not a curated record. The coding region runs from base 559 to 4911 and encodes 1450 amino acids.